Cyprinus carpio (common carp) is the source of this 2931-nucleotide messenger RNA. RefSeq names its product ATP binding cassette subfamily D member 3a (gene abcd3a). Gene Ontology annotation, cellular component: peroxisome; peroxisomal membrane. Gene Ontology annotation, biological process: fatty acid beta-oxidation; peroxisome organization; very long-chain fatty acid catabolic process. The record is from RefSeq and is a predicted model, not a curated record. Gene Ontology annotation, molecular function: long-chain fatty acid transmembrane transporter activity; ABC-type transporter activity; ATP binding. Lineage: Eukaryota; Metazoa; Chordata; Actinopteri; Cypriniformes; Cyprinidae.
CUCUCUCUCUCUCUCUCUCUCUCCGUCUCAGUAGGAAACAUGGCGGCCGUCAGCAAGUACCUGACAGUGAAGAACUCCGCUGGAGCUGGCGGUAUCCUACUCGUUUUAUACUUCCUUCAGCAGAGACGAAGAUCCGCUGGACUGAACAGGAAGAAGGGUUCUUCAAAUGAUCUGAACAGUGAGAAAGUUGGCAAGAAAGAGAGAGCUGCUGUGGACAAGCUCUUUUUUAUCCGGAUCUCACGGAUCCUCAGGGUUAUGGUGCCGAGAUUCUUCAGCAAAGAGACAUGGUACCUGUUCCUGAUUGCAGUAAUGCUUGUGACUCGGACCUAUUGUGACGUCUGGAUGAUUCAGAAUGGCACUAUGAUUGAAAGUGCAAUCAUUGGUCGGUCCACUAAAGGUUUCAAGAAGUACUUAUUCAACUUUAUCACGGCCAUGCCAGUCAUCGCCCUGGUGAACAACUUCCUGAAGUUGGGCCUGAAUGAACUGAAGCUGUGCUUUCGCGUGAGGCUUACCAAACAUCUCUACGAUGAGUACCUUAAGGGAUAUACAUACUACAAAAUGGGAAACCUGGAUAACCGCAUUGCUAAUGCAGAUCAGCUGCUGACACAGGAUGUGGAAAAGUUCUGUAACAGUGUGGUGGAUCUUUACUCCAACCUCAGCAAGCCCCUGUUGGAUAUCGGUUUAUACAUUUUCAAAUUGACAACAGCAAUCGGUGCUCAGGGUCCUGCAACUAUGAUGGCCUACCUGCUGAUCUCCGGCCUCUUCCUGACCCGUCUACGUAGACCUAUCGGUAAGAUGACAGUGAGCGAACAGAAGUACGAAGGAGAAUACCGAUACGUCAACUCUCGACUCAUCACAAACAGUGAAGAGAUCGCCUUCUACAAUGGAAAUGUAAGGGAGAAACAGACAAUUCAUUCAACCUUCAGGAAACUGGUCGAUCAUCUGCACAAUUUCAUCUUCUUCCGUUUCUCCAUGGGAAUGGUGGAUAGUGUUAUUGCCAAGUAUUUCGCUACCGUUGUUGGGUAUUUAGUCGUCAGUCGUCCUUUCCUUGAUUUAUCUCAUCCUCGACAUCUGACCAGCUCACACGCUGAACUGCUGGAGGACUACUACCAGAGCGGCCGUAUGCUGCUGCGUAUGUCACAGGCGUUGGGCAGAAUAGUCCUUGCAGGCAGAGAAAUGACGCGACUGUCAGGCUUCACCACUCGCAUCACUGAGCUCAUGAAGGUCCUGAAAGAGCUGAAUUCUGGGAAAUACGAACGCACCAUGGUGUCUCAGUCAGAGAAGGAUGGUUCAGAAAAGCUCACACUGAUACCUGGAAGUGGAAGAAUCAUCAAUGUAGACAAUAUCAUCAAGUUCGAUCACACGCCCCUGGCUACACCUAAUGGAGACAUUCUGAUCAGAGAUCUGUGUUUUGAGGUGAAAUCCGGAGCCAAUGUUUUGGUGUGUGGUCCCAACGGGUGCGGAAAGAGUUCACUUUUCCGGGUUCUUGGAGAGUUGUGGCCACUGUUUGGUGGGAGUUUGACGAAACCAGAGAGGGGGAAGCUCUUCUAUGUCCCUCAGAGGCCUUACAUGACCCUCGGCUCAUUGAGGGAUCAGGUGAUCUACCCAGACACCCAUGAGGACCAAAGGAAGAAAGGCAUUUCUGACCAGGUGCUGAAGGAAUACCUGGAUAAUGUCCAGUUAGGACACAUUUUGGAGAGAGAGGGGUCAUGGGACAUGGUUCAGGACUGGAUGGAUGUGCUCAGUGGAGGAGAGAAACAGAGAAUGGCGAUGGCCAGGCUCUUCUACCACAAGCCCCAGUUUGCCAUCCUGGAUGAGUGCACCAGUGCCGUGAGCGUAGAUGUGGAGGAUUACAUCUACAGUCACUGCAGAAAGGUUGGCAUCACCCUGUUCACAGUCUCUCACAGAAAGUCCUUGUGGAAGCAUCAUGAGUACUACCUCCAUAUGGACGGCAGAGGAAAUUAUGAAUUCAAACUCAUCACCCCUGAAACUGUGGAGUUCGGCUCUUAGAGGAAAAACAACAGCACUAUACUAUCAGCGGCCCUAAUGAGGGGCCUUAACUGUUCACUUCUUAAAGGGACAGUUCACCCAAAAAUUACAUUUCUGUCAUAAUUUACUUUCUUCUGUUGAAACCAAAAUAAGUUAGCUAUUGACGGCAGCCACUGACUUCUUCCAUGGUAUUUUUCCAUACUAUGGAAGUCAGUGGAGACCAUCAACAUUCUUUAAAAUUAUCUUUAGAAUAACUUAAGGGUAAGUAAAUGAGUAACAUUUUCAUUUUUGGGUGAACUGUCCCUUUAAGGAGUCUCCUGCCAACCUAAUCUAGGAGUUUGUUUUUAAUAGUCAUAACCUUUUUAGGAUGAAAAUGUGUUUAGAGAUUUAUUAACACUACUUUUGUCCUCAGUGAUUGUAUAUAAUUUUGUAAUUUAAGCAGUCCAAUUUAUAGGACAUCCGUUAAGCACGCGUGAGAGUGUAUACCAAGGAAAUACGUCUUGUGUCUGUGCACUAAUUUGUUUAACAAAUGAAAUUUGUCUGUAUAGGCUGAGCUGAACCGAGCAUUAGAUACACGAUAAUGAUCUAAUAUUGCCUUUUUCUCAUCAGCUAAGCCUGUGUUUAAGCUAUUAAGUGGCCUUUCGUGCUCACUGCAGCAUGGAUGGGUGGUCUGUAUGUGUGCGAGUUGUUUUUUGGUGCACUUUACCUGGUGUGGUGAUUUGGAAAACCAGGAAGCCUUGUACAACCGUUACGUGUCUAAUCAAUGAGAAGUUGCCUAUGCACUUGUUUACUCCAGCACUGUUGGCAUUUCUUGAUGUGGAAGGAAUCAGGAACGGUUGUUGUGUGUAAGAACUGUAAGAGACGUUGUUGUAGCGCUUCACACAUUGAGCAAAUGAACCACUUGCUGUAUGUUUUCAUUAAAAAAAGGAGAUAUUGAUACUA